CGCGAUAUCCCCUCAGUUUCUCCCAACUGCGCCCUAUCUUAACCCGCCUCUCAGGAUGACGUCCGUGCCCGCCCUCCAGCCGCGGAUCUACGCCAUCCUCUCGGGCCCGAGCACUGACUUGGAGACCAUCAGCGCUAAGCGGGUGCGCAAGCAGCUGCAGGCAGAGGACCCGCUCGUCACACCGGACUUUAUCAGGGACAACAAAGCCGCGAUCGACCAGCUCAUCGCGACUGUGUUCAAUCAGGUCAAGGAGGAACGUCAAACGGGGAUACUGCCCCCGGCCAACCCUGGACCUGUGGGUGGUACCCUUGGUACGGGGAUGGGUGGGACGUACCAGCCAAUGCAAGGUUACAACGCUACGGCUGGACUAGGGCUUGCGUUGCCGAACAUGGGCUAUGCGGCGAGCGCCUCGCAUGCGGGUUCGAAGCGCAAGUUUGAAGACCUUGCGCUGUCCCAGAGCUCACCGGGAAUGCCACUCCAAGCGCAUCCCACUGGAUAUGUGAACACGAAGCAGGAGUUGUCCGAUGCCCAGCUCGCGAGACAACUCAGUGCUGAGCUGAACGGCCAUUCGACGCGUGGUGCCGUGACAGCUCCACCAGGGAGCCUCGCGAGGAAGGCGGGCAAGAAGAAGACAAAGAAGAGCAAGGAGGAGGUGGAAGACUCUGGCGGAGAGGGCGGAGAGAGGCCAAAGAAGAAGGCGAGGGGUGGCGGGUUUCAAAAGCCAUAUGCUCUAAGUCCUGCGCUCCAGGAGCUGACAGGCGAGACGGCGCUGCCCAGACCGUUGGUAGUGAAGGCGCUGUGGGACCAUAUCAAGGCGAAUCAACUGCAGAACCCACAAAACAGAAAGGAGAUCCUCUGCGAUGACAAGAUGCGAGCUGUGUUUGGCAUGCAAAAGAUUGACAUGUUCAGGAUGAACAAGGAGCUUGGAAAGUAUCUCGGGGAUGUUGUAGUCGCUGGCGAGGCCUGAACACAAGACGACGACGAACACGAUAUGCCGUGACGAGCUCCGAGUCUGUAUUACUGGCUCACGACGUCUUUUUUGGGUUUUCUGGAGAGCGGUCCCUUAGGCACAGCAAGGCGAUGUUGUUCACCCGCCGUUCAGGUUGAGAACGUGGCCAGAUCUCUUGGCUCUUGUCCACAUGUUCCACGUGGUGCGGUUACAAUGCCAACUGGCACCGUUACCUGCUACGUACGGUGCCUUUUCCAAUCUGCGGCAUUCCCGGCGUGUGCGCCGUAAUGUAAAUAUACUCUUAUUGUACAACUCACUCAGUGAACAUGGCAGAGACAAUCGAAAUCAGUU
Dacryopinax primogenitus is the source of this 1300-nucleotide messenger RNA. RefSeq names its product SWIB-domain-containing protein. Lineage: Eukaryota; Fungi; Basidiomycota; Dacrymycetes; Dacrymycetales; Dacrymycetaceae. The record is from RefSeq and is a predicted model, not a curated record. The coding region runs from base 56 to 967 and encodes 303 amino acids. Gene Ontology annotation, molecular function: RNA polymerase I cis-regulatory region sequence-specific DNA binding. Gene Ontology annotation, biological process: transcription initiation at RNA polymerase I promoter; nucleolar large rRNA transcription by RNA polymerase I. The transcript has 3 exons. Gene Ontology annotation, cellular component: nucleus; RNA polymerase I upstream activating factor complex.